CAGUGCUGCAGACUAACGACUAACCCUGAGUCUGAGCACACUGACGGGGUAUUUGGUGAGAGUUUACAGCAAAAGUCUUCAUUUCUUGGUAUUGCGAAGAAUAUACUGCAAUGAUGGGAAAUUAUGAAUAUGCCAUGCUUCUACGUAAAGAGCAUAGCAUCUAGCUCUUCACAUAGCGUCAUUAUCAGAUUAUGACCAUGCUGUUUAUGAUGGCCUGAUCUAAAGAAAUGAUUUUGGAGCAAGGUAAUUCUUCACCUUAUCAAGGUUCACCUGACUGACGUUAAAGGAAGGAUCAGGAAAUAUUGCUAUGCGUGAGGACUGGUUGACAGAAGUCCAGAACCGAGAGGGCCUUAUUCUUGUAUUUGUCAACUACACAUUUUUCUCCAUUGUUUCCUUGAUCUGCUUGUUGUUUGUACUGUGUCUGACGCACACAACUUCUCCUCCAAGUGACAUAAUGUACUCCAUCUCAUUUAUUGCCAACACUUUUGUAGUCAUCAACAUUUUAUUGGCAGAUUAUGUUGUGUAUACGAUCAAUUCUCAUAGAGAGAUCAGAGUAAUGUGAUGAAUAGUUUCAAAAUCAUCAGAUCUGAUAAUCUUUUGAAAGUAGAGUGACCAAAAUUACUUCUGACAAUCAUGUCGUCUUCCAAAAAUAUCAAACAGAUGAUUCGUAACAUCAGUGCUGGAGUAAUUCAGAUAGGAAGUCAGGAGAAUGCGGAACCCAGUGGUUCAUUCCAAGAUGGAAUAACUCCUCUGAGUCCCUCAUCCAAGUUCACGGAAUCAAAGAUAAACAUCCCAGGACAGAAUUUGAUAAAAUACAUGAUGUUGUCUCACUGGGAUAAUAUCCUAGGACCUCGAGUCGUUCAUGUAUGGAACAUGGGAACCACAUCAUUGGAUAUGAUUCUGUUGUCAAGAAUCAGCAGUCAGAGUUUGAGUGGGGAGAUCUGUCGGGAAGUGACAAAUUUUGUAGAUCACAAACUCUAUGAGAUUCCUGAUGCAGAUGUUUUCGUGACUGCUUUUAUUUUUUCAGCCCUGGGCAUCAGUGGGCCCUGUCUUCAUGCAUUGUCCAUAGUGAUACAAAAAGCAGACAUGAUGUUCUACUUGAAUACUCAACAGCUGUUUCAGAAAUGUUUUGAAAGGAUUAUUGGAAAAUUCAAAGUCAUUCUUAGUCAGGUGUCAAUGGACUCAACACUAGAAACUACUUAUAAGGAGUUUGAUGAGCUUUGUCAUCCGUGUAUUGCCAACAUUGGAUAUCUUAAAAAGUCACACUUUCCCCAGAAAAUUAUGUUGUCCUCUACAUAUCUGUGUCCAGCCCAUCAUUUAGACAGAGACUUCCUGAGCUGUUGUAUAAGUUCCCACCUAUCUACAUUUUGUCGGAGUUUUGUGAUAGGGGACAAAGCAGAUAGUGUUAAUAUGAUGCUGAAAACCUUAAGUCUGUUUAAUUUACCAAAAGAAAGAUCCUGUUCUAGGCUUGUUCAACAGAAUGAACCUCAGCACUACCACCACGAUAUGUGGCUUCAGGGCCAAGUCCAGACUUCAGACCAGCUUGAUUUACCUGUCUCUGAAAUCCUGUACAGUGAGUACCCUGUUACAGUUAUUGAUUUGUCCCAGAAAAUGGUUCGGGAAUCUCCCACCUACAGUGAACAUGUCACUCACUCUCAGGAUCAACGAUACAAUGAACUAAUAGGUCUGAAGUACGGAGACACAGAACCUAGCAUUCCACAAGGAGAACUGUUUUCCCUGCAUGAUAAAUCUGACACAAUUGUCUUAGGACUACUAGAUGAACUGGACAAGUUGCCAUCAGAGUGCGGGGUUAGGGAGGCUUAUAUUCAACAGUUUAAUAGAAGCAUACAGCGUAAGGCUUUAUGCAUCAUAAAGUACAUUGAAGGAGAAACGAAUUCAGGAACACUUCCAUUUAGAGGUGAUUUUAAGAAACUCCAAAAAGAUAUAUGCAUACUAUCUGAAGGUGACUUUAGGAUCUAUUUAUCUGCUGCAGAGAAGCUGAAGCCGGGAUUAAUCUGGUUUUUGUAUUCUCCUAAAUACAUUCGGGAACAAUCAAAUUCUGCCAUGGUAGGAAGUCGACCUUAUGCUCGCUAGUCAGAAUAUUCCUUUGAAUUAAUAAAAAUGCACAGAAUAAAUGUACUGUGGGUUUAUAUUGAGCCAUUCCUUUUCACAACUUUUAUUGUUAUUUUGGAAUCAGAUUGAAAUGUUUUCCUCUUGUGAAUCAAAAAUGAUUUUAUGUUUAACUUUCUAUACAACUUUAACUCUUUUUAUUCUUUUUAUUUGCUAACCCUUUUGAGGGCUGUUCCAGUAAAACAUACAUGGGGCAGGGGGAAGGCACUUGAAAAUUAGGAUGACCACCCAUAAAAGUGAUUUUGGUACACUCCUAUCCACCUAUAGAGGCAAAUAAUGAAGCUUUAUAGGCACUUAUAGAUUUAAAAUAUUCCCAAAUCAGAAUUUUUUUUCCAUCAUACAGCACAAAAUACUUUUUCAUCUUGAUAUCAACUUUUUUUCAGUAUUCAAAACAUACAAAUUCCUUUCAAGCAUAAUUUACAGAAGGCCAAGAUUACCUCUGUCAAUCAUGUGUUCUUCUGAUUAUUUUCUCACAGAUUACCCUGGUAUAUGGUUUAGUAAAAUAGCCACCCAUAGAAGCAUUUUUUGUGCAAAAGCCACCCACCAUAGGAUCAACAUCCCACCAGUGUGAACCACCCAUAGAUUUUUUAAAAACUGCCUUCCCCUUGUACCCCAUGUGUUUAAAUGGAACAGCUCUAAAUGUUUCCACAGAGAAAUCUGAUAUAAUCAUGAGGAAAAAAAGGUGGCUAUUGGAUAGGGCUGUUUAUUACAUGCAUUUAUUGAGAAUUCUUUUAAACAAUGAUAAUGAUAUUUACUUGUCAGAAAAAUUAUUAGAGCUCUAUCAGGUGUCAAUUGAAAAGUCUAAACAAAUCUCUGUUGAAGCAUUUUCUAUGAUUUUGUAUGCGUACAUUGUUUGUGAUAAUUUAGUAUUACAACAUGCCUAAAAUAUGGCUUGGUAUUUAUACAUUCCAAUAUCAUGAAGUAAUUCUAUUGUCCACCUGUCAAUAAAGUAUGUUUGUUAAUUACAUUAUGAUUAUUAAUGAUGCAUAUUUGCAUGGGAUAAAUAUUGAUUGUAAGUUUACUAUGCUGAUGCUUGCCUGAAAGUGUAUGUGUCCUAUUAUUUAUUUUCUACCUAUGAAUAAAUUUCAUGUUUGUUGAUAAUAUAUAAUUACUUAUGAUACAUAUUUGCAUGGGAUAAACAUUAAGUAUGAGUUUAGUGUGCUAUUAGCUGUGUAAAUAUGUAUAAGCAUUUGUAGUGUAAUAAAAAUUGGCACAUUUUCUGCUUAAGGUAGUCAAAGUUAGGCCAAUAGAGUCCUGUUGAAUUGUAAUUUAUGCAAGGUGGGUUUUUUUUUUCUCCAGUGUAUUCAUGUAGCAUUGUAUUUAUUGAUUUAACAAAGAAAUUGUUAGAAACAGUGAUAUUGAUAUGUGAUACACCAUCCUGUCCAUUGUUUUAUAGAAUUCAUUCUAAACUACACUAUGCUAAAUAAAAGAUGUGAUUAAUGCAUCAAGAAUGGA
Ostrea edulis (European flat oyster) is the source of this 3585-nucleotide messenger RNA. Its product is annotated as guanine nucleotide exchange factor C9orf72-like. The record is from RefSeq and is a predicted model, not a curated record. NCBI's taxonomy places the organism in Eukaryota, Metazoa, Mollusca, Bivalvia, Ostreida, Ostreidae. Gene Ontology annotation, cellular component: endosome; autophagosome. Gene Ontology annotation, biological process: endocytosis; autophagy. Gene Ontology annotation, molecular function: guanyl-nucleotide exchange factor activity. Bases 634 to 2094 code for a protein of 486 amino acids. The transcript is spliced from 9 exons.